CGGGGAGGGGGAGCCACCGCGGGUUCCAAGGCAGUUGGGGUGGACGGUUGGACCUGCGGCCUAGGGUGAGGCGGAGCUGACUCAGCAGGUGCUGCUCCCUGCCAUCCUCCUGUCCUUGGCGACCCCCAUCCUGCCGCCCGCCUCCCUCCCGUCGCUGCUGCCUGUUGUGGCUGCCCGUUGUCUCCACAAUGGCCAGCAAGCAGGUCGGGGGCCUGGAGCCCUUCAUCCGGACCAUGACAGCCGACCCCACCAGCUACUACAUCGGCCGGAGGCUGUGGUUCUGCUUGGUGGGGCUCUAUGUGUGCAUCGUGUAUGUGGGCCAGGUGUCCUGGGAGGACCUGGCCAGCGACUUCCAGUGCCACGGGGACCCGUCGGCCGCCUGCCUGGCCGAGUGCUUCGAGAGCCACUUCAACCAGGCUGUCCUGGGGGUUUGGCACCUGGUGGGCUUCCUCUUCCUAUCCAUCUUUCUGGCCAUGGAAUUCUUGGUCGUGCAGAUGCUGCACCAGCAGGCACAAGGCCUGCAGGGGCUCGGGCCGGGGGUGCCCGGGGAGGACGAAGAGACAGGCUCACUGACCGCCAUCCAGGAGGCCUCGCUCUACCAGAAGACGACGGUCAUCAACUUGCACCGGGAGAAGACGCUGCUGGCCACCUACCUGGCCUAUUUCCUGCUGCAGUUGCUGGUGCAGCUGACCUUCCUGGUGGUGCUGCUGAGGAACCACCGACCGCUGGUGUCCCGGGGGUCCAUCUGGUGCCACACAGCGCGCUGCCCGGGCCCCCUGCGCUGCGAGCUCAUGGGCACGGCAGAGAAGCUCAUGUCGGUUAUCCUCUUGGCCACACUGUCUGGGGUCAUCAUCCUUGCCUGCAUCUUCUUCUUCUUGUACAGCAUCCAGCACUUCCUGCUCCACGGGGGCAGCCGCCAUCAUCAUCACCGCUGCCAGUCAUUGAAGACCCACACCCUAGGCCCUGGCACUGACCGUGUCUACUGAUGGGCCUUUCCCCACAGGGCUGGACUGAAACCCCCCAAUAAAACCCACAGAUUGUGCUUUCUU
This is a messenger RNA of Ornithorhynchus anatinus (platypus), 1049 nucleotides long. RefSeq lists its product as uncharacterized. Lineage: Eukaryota; Metazoa; Chordata; Mammalia; Monotremata; Ornithorhynchidae. The coding region runs from base 189 to 986 and encodes 265 amino acids. The transcript is spliced from 2 exons. The record is from RefSeq and is a predicted model, not a curated record.